UGCUAAUUGGCUGCGAAUGGUUUGAGAGUGUGGGCUCUGAAUUUAGGAGGCAGGUUGAAGGUUUGCAAUGAAGGAGGAACAUAAACCACUUUAACUCCCGACAUGGCGUGUUAAGAGCAUAGCUUUAGUGGUGUAUUUUUUAUGGUUAGGGCCUGUAUGGAAUUUCCGUCAGUGGUCGAAAGUGGAUUUAAAUAGUUUUAUUUCAGUUGGAUUAACUGAAGCGCAACAUGGCACAGGAAAGGUUUUUGAGAUUUCUGCUGUCUGCGGUGGUUGCUUCCCAUCUUCUACACAUUGCAGCAGGUUGCGAUGGAUCAGGAUGCAACAUAAAGAUACUCGCUGGGAAAACCACCGAACGCGCUGAGUACCUGAACCAAUUUAAUGAAAUGAACUCUCUGUCUGGGGAACGAAAACACCAAGAUGCGGAAUCCGUUAUUCCAUUUGUUGGCCUCACUGGAAGUGCAAAGCAAAGCCGAAGUUGUUGUCAGAAUGGGGGAACCUGUAUUUUGGGCAGCUUUUGCGCUUGUCCGAAGCACUACACUGGAAGAAGCUGUGAAUAUGAUGAGCGCAUCAGAAACUGUGGUGUCAUUCCUCAUGGAGAAUGGGUACAGAAAGGCUGUUCAUACUGUAGGUGUGGGUACGGCAUGCUUCACUGCUUCCCUCAAGUCUUUCAGGACAACUGUGAUGACUCACAGGAAGUUGUGUGGCUUCCUUCGUAUGGAACCAGAAUACAGCGGCCAGAGUACUUAUUGUGUCUAGCACUGCUUGUGCUUGUCUUCAUUUGAUCUGAGGACAUUUACUGGUUUAAUUCCUGAAACAAUCUAAUGCAUGUUAAUCAGGCCAACCUGAAGUCCAUAUGUGGCAUUACCUACCACCUGCCAACUGGAUGCAACAUGUACUUUUAGGAAUCAUGAACCUGCAGAACUGAAAUGCAGAUUUCUUCCAGUGGAAGUCUAUAUGUCCUUGUUGCGUGAUGCAAUUUUUAUCUGAUGUAGCUAUGUAAAUAAGAUUUAAGUGGAAAUAUAAAUUUUAUCUUUGUUCUGUGAAUCCUUUCUGGUUUUAUAGGUUUUUUUGUUUUUGUUUUUUUAAAUCAAACCGUGUACAGUUUUAUUGAAAUAGAAUCAACCUGUUUGGUACAUAUGUUUCUGUCAAGUCCACAGCUUGAUGUAUUUUGUUUAGAUUUUGAUGCAACUUUUUGCAUUUUGAAUUUUUUGUUUCCGUUGUCGAGAUGACAAAGGGAACCUUGAUACUGGCUUUGUGAAAAGUGGGGUUAAAUUAAUAUCCCUUUUGCACUGUACAUCAUCAAAGUGUACUCAUGGCCUUGUUCAUUUUAAAUUUGUGUGUGUGUAGAUAUAACAGCUGUCUAGUCAGUGCCUCGCCUUCUCAGUGUGAUUUUAUUUUUAUUUUUUUUAAAGUCUUUUUUGAUGUUUUAUUUGGUUUACUUAUUUUACAAACUUACAUGCAAUUUGUUACAGGUUAUUUGAUGUCUAAUGGUUGGUAGCAGUUGCCUUUUGUAAUCAAGUCCCUGCUCUUUACUUUUUUAAACAUUGCAAAUUAAGUUUACUGUCCAAGUAACCGUAUAAACCUGGACCAAAUGGGAGAUUUGAUUAUGCCUUUAUUUCUGUUAUAAAAAUAAAAAGGCUGCUUUCUGUUCAUUUUGAA
Anguilla anguilla (European eel) is the source of this 1659-nucleotide messenger RNA. It is a transcript of the gene tdgf1, whose product is annotated as teratocarcinoma-derived growth factor 1. Bases 228 to 782 code for a protein of 184 amino acids. Lineage: Eukaryota; Metazoa; Chordata; Actinopteri; Anguilliformes; Anguillidae. The record is from RefSeq and is a predicted model, not a curated record. Gene Ontology annotation, biological process: anatomical structure development. Gene Ontology annotation, molecular function: signaling receptor binding. The transcript has 6 exons. Gene Ontology annotation, cellular component: cell surface; extracellular region.